CCUAGCACCCUCCUAUGUGUCAAUAUCGCUAUUGAUACAACUAAGUAUCGGGUCCCAUAUAAUUUAAUAUAAUAAUUUUAGGGAGUAUCGCUAGCCAAUCGCAACGCGACAUGUCGCAAAGAUGCUAGGCACCACUGAUAAUGCAUAUCUAUCACACUUAUUUACUUCUUUUAUUAUAUCAUAAUUAACCACUCGAGUUGUUUCAAAAUCUCACAUCUAUAAAUAAAGGGGGGGCAGUGUUGUUUUGUAUAUUUGAGUGAAUUAGUGAUCAAGAAAUAACAAAGGUUGAAAAACAAUGAGUAAAGAGGAAGAAAGAGUUAGUAAAAUCCAAGAAGAAGAGAAUAUUGGGAAUCAACAUAAUAAUAAUGAUGAUGAGAAUAAGAAGAAGAAGAAGAAGAAGAAGAUUAGUGAUUUUGAGAUGCCUCUUCACUACCCAAGAUACAAGAAAAGAGACUAUGAGAUUAUGGCUGAGUGGAAGCUUGACUUGCUUUUGACACAAUAUGGUUUGCCUACAAAUCUUGGUGAUGAUGAUGAUGAUGAUAAUCUUAACCACAAGAGGAAAUUUGCUAUGGGAGCUUUUCUUUGGCCUUCUCAAUAUCAUCAAUAAUAAUAUCAUUAUAUUAUUAGUCAUAUAUUAUAUAUUUAUGCAUCUUUGUUUUUGAGAUAGAUGGUAAAAGGAUUUGAUGUAGUGUUCUAUAUAAUGAUCUUUCAUUUGGAGUUUUUCAUUUCUUUUGAGUCUAAUUUUUUUGUUAUGUUGUUCCAAAUAAAGAAGAAUUAAUUACCAAUCUUUGAAUCCUUUGUUUACCAA
Molecule: messenger RNA, 808 nt
Organism: Cannabis sativa
Lineage: Eukaryota; Viridiplantae; Streptophyta; Magnoliopsida; Rosales; Cannabaceae
Exons: 1
Coding region: 296-607 (103 amino acids)
Source: RefSeq, a predicted model, not a curated record